AUGGCAUCAGGCAUCGUCGGCGUGCCCCUUCCCAACCAUAACGACCGAUUCGCUACUUUUGUCGGUUACUGGGACAACAAUGAGGCGACAGCAAGACAGCUUGCGGCAAUUGGACACGUAUACGAUCGACCGCCACUGGAGGCGAUAGAUGAAGGAUCGAGAUGCUGUUUAUGCAGCGCGUUCGUCCCGCGUGAAGUGAGCAUCCAAGUUCUUGAGGGCCCGCUCAGCGACAGCAGUGAAGGAUGCAAUUUUCAUUCACCGCGAUGUGAUCGGCUACAAGUCCGGAUUCCGUUGGACUCGCAUAUGGCAUCUACAGACCAAUAUGGCGGCAGGACUAUCAGCACGAUGCGGAAUCGUUUCGAAAGUAAUGAUAGAGCUCGCGCAGAUCAGCCCAGGCCCAGACAUACAGGCACAACGAAUCCUGAAACGAAUUUCUUCUCUCUCCCAGUCGAAUUGAGGCUGGAGAUUUACAGUAUCGUUCUGCCUCCCUUGCCUCAAACAACGUCGAUUGUACCUCUCAACCGAGACUCAAACCGUGUGGUGACCUCUGCAGUUGCAAACAAAGUGGGCCGCCGCGAUUACACCCAAAUCAACCUGCUCGCAACUUGCAAAAUUGUCCAUCGAGAAGCAUUAGGCUUCCUGUUCCACAAGCGAGCCUUUCGGUUUCAGCACUUAUCCUCUAAUAACUUCAACUCAACAUCGUCCAAGACGCUCUACCUGUUCUUACGUCAUAUCGGCGCCCAAGGCCGGGCUGAACUGGAAUGUGUCGACAUUCAGUUAGGAGGCCGAGAGGAUGCCAUCGCCUUUGCCCUUCUCGCGAGCUGCCGUAAUUUGAAAUCAAUCACCAUCCGUCAUUCGAAGCCGCAUCUCAUUGCUGUGCCCACGCCGCCAGUCUGGCUCGUCGAAGGAAUCGCCAGUUUCUUGUCCCUUCGUGGUCUACGUAAUGUCAACUUCGCCAAUCCAGAGCAGGAUGAAUGCCGAUGGCUUCGUGCUUCGGAUCAAGACGCAGUCGUGAUUACACGUGAGCUGAGUAAGAACAGGGGAGAACCGAGCAGCGUUCGGUUUGUGGAUGGUCGAUGGCUGGAUCUUUGA
Molecule: messenger RNA, 1092 nt
Organism: Dissoconium aciculare CBS 342.82
Lineage: Eukaryota; Fungi; Ascomycota; Dothideomycetes; Mycosphaerellales; Dissoconiaceae
Exons: 1
Coding region: 1-1092 (363 amino acids)
Source: RefSeq, a predicted model, not a curated record